AUGGCCGCGAUCGCCAGCUCCCUGAUCCGGCAGAAACGCCAGGCGAGGGAGUCGAACAGCGACCGGGUCUCGACCUCGAAACGCCGCCCCCCCAGCCCCAGCAAAGACCCCCGCUCUAUCUGCGAGAGGCAUUUCUUGGGGGUCUUCAGCAAAGUCCGUUUCUGCAGCGGCAAGAAAAGACCAGUUCGGCGGCGACCAGAUGCACCCUCGAAACCUCCACAGGUGUCCCAUAAGGGCUGCAAGCUAGAGCCGCAGCUGAAAGGCAUCGUGACACGACUAUUCAGCCAGCAGGGCUUCUACCUGCAGAUGCAGCCGGAUGGAACCAUCGACGGCACCAAGGACGAGAACAGCGACAACACUCUCUUUAAUCUUAUUCCCGUGGGUCUGAGAGUGGUGGCCAUCCAGGGAGUGAAGAGUGGCUUCUACAUUGCCAUGAAUGGAGAGGGCAUGCUCUACAGAUCGGAGAUGUUCACACCCGAGUGCAAGUUCAAGGAGUCGGUUUUCGAGAACUACUAUGUGAUCUACUCGUCCACCGUGUACCGACAGCAGGAGUCGGGCCGGGCCUGGUUCCUCGGCCUCACCAAGGAGGGCCAAGUCAUGAAGGGCAACCGGGUCAAGAAGACUAAGCCCUCGUCACACUUUGUGCCCAGGCCCAUCGAAGUUUGUAUGUACAAGGAGCCGUCAAUGCAUGAGAUAGAGGACAAGCACCGCUCCAGGAAGAGCUCAGGGACUCCCACCAUGAAUGGAGGAAAAGCUGUCAAUCAAGACUCCACAUAG
Cyclopterus lumpus (lumpfish) is the source of this 777-nucleotide messenger RNA. Its product is annotated as fibroblast growth factor 12. Gene Ontology annotation, molecular function: growth factor activity; fibroblast growth factor receptor binding. Bases 1 to 777 code for a protein of 258 amino acids. NCBI's taxonomy places the organism in Eukaryota, Metazoa, Chordata, Actinopteri, Perciformes, Cyclopteridae. Gene Ontology annotation, cellular component: cytoplasm. The record is from RefSeq and is a predicted model, not a curated record. Gene Ontology annotation, biological process: fibroblast growth factor receptor signaling pathway; regulation of cell migration; positive regulation of protein phosphorylation. The transcript is spliced from 6 exons.